ACUGGUGAAGUGUAUAUAAUUGAUAUGGCCUCAACCGUACAUGAGGAUGUUGUUUCACGAAUUCAAGAGUUUUUCAAAGUUCCCAAUAAUGGAGUUUCUUUUUAUAUAGUACACAACGAUCCUAGUGGAAUAGGGGUUGAAAUAGCUCCUGAUGUUGCUAUACGCCCAAGUAUGGCAGUUGUUCAAAGACCAGUCACUUCCACCAGAAUACCUCCUCCUCCCAGUGACAAUGAUGUGGCUGUAGGACAGGGUAUUGGUCAAUUGGGACGAAAAUGUUCAACUUGGAUGUUAGAACCAUACGUUCGUGCUGUCAUCAGCAUUAAGAUUUUAGUUCCAAGACCAGGUGUGCAAGAACCCGGAACCGGAUAUCUAUUUAGAUCAAUGACAGCAAAACUUUAUCGCCAAGGAAUGGCAAUACAAGUAUGGGAUUUUGGGAAUGUUAAAAAAUAUUCAAGAGAUCCCCUUGGUGAUAUUAAUGACCCUACUCUUUGCAACGCACCAAACGAUCCAAGGUUUCAGAUAAAUAUUCCGAUUAGUGAGGUAUUUUGGGACCCACCAUCUCCAAUUCCAUCUAUAUAUGUUCCAGUAAUCCCGACAAACGUAAUCGGUAAAAAUUUCAAUAUUGAUCUGUACUGGAUCCAGCGAGCUGCUUUACAAGCUAAAAUUUGA
Molecule: messenger RNA, 669 nt
Organism: Funneliformis mosseae
Lineage: Eukaryota; Fungi; Glomeromycota; Glomeromycetes; Glomerales; Glomeraceae
Source: the annotation of a GenBank genome assembly